This is a messenger RNA of Cyclopterus lumpus (lumpfish), 1156 nucleotides long. It is a transcript of the gene cd151, whose product is annotated as CD151 molecule. The record is from RefSeq and is a predicted model, not a curated record. Bases 110 to 868 code for a protein of 252 amino acids. Gene Ontology annotation, cellular component: membrane. The transcript is spliced from 8 exons. NCBI's taxonomy places the organism in Eukaryota, Metazoa, Chordata, Actinopteri, Perciformes, Cyclopteridae.
UGCAGUUAACCUUCAAAGACAGCAGCACACUGACACCGGGGUUGGUGGGAUCUGGGAAGACAUUACCCCGAUAAUCUACAUCCUUUGAGGCCCACCAUCUAAAAUCAGAAUGGAAGCUCAGCGGGGAAAACCACUCAGCUGUGGGACAAUUUGUCUGAAAUAUCUACUUUUUCUCUUUAAUAUUCUUUUUUGGCUGGCAGGAGGGGCUGUGCUGGCAGUCGGCGUCUGGACUUUGGUGGAAAAGAGCGAAUACAUCAGUUUAUUGAGCUCCAGCUUCUACUCAGUCUCGGCUUAUAUCCUGAUCGCUGCCGGGGUCAUUGUGAUAGUGACGGGGAUCAUCGGAUGCUGUGCCACUCUGAAGGAGAUGAAGAGUCUUUUGAUCGUGUAUUUGGUCUUGUUGCUCGGUAUCUUCCUGCUGGAAAUCAUUGCUGGUGUGCUGGCUUACAUUACCUACCAAGAGCUUGACGAGGAGAUGAGACAGAAUCUGAAGGUGACAAUGCAGCAGAAAUACCAGCAGCCGGGGGAGGAGAGCAUCACACAGGCUGUGGAUAAACUUCAGCAGGAGUUUAAGUGUUGCGGCAGUCAUAACUCCUCAGACUGGGGAGACUGUGUGUGGAUCCAGUCAGCAGAGAACAAGCGGCUUGUUCCUGAUAGCUGCUGUAAAAGUCCCAGUAACCUCUGUGGACGCAGGGACCAUCCCUCCAACAUCUACAAGGUGGAGGGAGGCUGCAUUAUGAAGUUAGAGGAGUUCAUCCUGAGUCAGUUGUAUAUUAUCGGUGCAGUGGGAAUCGGGAUUGCAUUUCUACAGCUUGUGGGGAUGAUGUUUACUUGCUGCCUUUAUCAAAAUUUGAAAGAUGAUCCAUACUGAUUUUUGACUUUGUUUUAAUAUUGCAAAAUGUGUCACAUCAUGAAUUGUAAAAUAUGUUAUAGGUAUUUUAAUAGCCAAGUUAUUUAUACAGUUCUGGAUGCUGUGAAGCUGUUAACUCAAAUUAUGACAUGAUUUAAAAAAUACACACAGAUGAGAUGCUGUAAUGCUGAUGAACAGCAAUGUUCUCUUUUUGCAAAAUAGCAUUGUAUGCUUUAAAUAUCGUCCCUUUUUAUAUUAAUAGUAUGACGUUUGGAUGAACUUGGAUGAACUAAAAACACAUUUUACAGA